Molecule: messenger RNA, 1341 nt
Organism: Symbiodinium necroappetens
Lineage: Eukaryota; Dinophyceae; Suessiales; Symbiodiniaceae
Source: the annotation of a GenBank genome assembly
AUGAUACAGCUCAUGACAGUUGGGAGCUUGCUGCUCCUUGCCUGGCUGUCGAUCGCGCACGCCUUCGCAUUCCAGGAGGUGUCGGUGGAUGCCAACGGCGAUGUUCAAGAGCUGUCUGCCUCAGCGACGAGCAACUUGCAGAUGAUGGAGCGGCGGGCACAAAGUCAAGCGGCCAGAGGGGCGCUCCUGCGUGCCGAAUUGCCAAAGUGUCCCGUGAGCGAGUACAUCCCCGUGGGGGACGACUGCACAUGUGAGUCGGAGACUUGCAAAAAGGACCAGUUCUGCUAUUCUCCCGACGAUGGCAAGGACAAGUGCUUAGAUGAACAGAAGACGGAUCCGUACCUCAUCGAUGUGCAUGGCUUCACAAAGAACUUGGGUCCCUCCACUCAGAGGAACGGGGCCAUCGGAGGUCGCAAGUUCACCUUCACGAAGAAGAAGGACGACUCCCUCCUGCGGAUUCUGUACACGGAUACUUUUCGUGUUAUUUGUCACAGCAGAAAAUACCAUGGACGCUGGAUCGAUGGCUGUGCAGCCCGAUGGGAGAUCAAGAUAGAUGGACAGUCCUGCCCAAGCGGGGGCAUAUACCAGGACUGGUACGUCCAUCGGUUCCAAGAUCCCCAUCGCACACAGUCUUUCGGGGGCGUGUGCAAGGGGGUCAGCGAAGGCAAGCACACUCUGGAGGUUUUCGUCUACAAGACUCCCUGGCAUCACCAGUGGAACAUCAAUUACCCCUACACGGGCUGGAGUGCUCAUCAUGGGACCGCGAAAGCGACGGUGCACAUGGAGGUCCAGGAGAUCCCAGAGUCUUACCCACUCUUUCACUAUGCGACGGGCACACAGAUGGAUGGCAGAGAUUCUGGCUGGGUCAAUGCGCGCGUUAUCUCUUUCAAAAAGCUUUACGACGACAGCAACUUGCGCCUGUGGUAUGUCGACAACCAUCGCGUUAUGCAGCACCAUCAUCAUCAUGGCGCUGGCUCAUGUCGGUGGGAAAUUCGGAUCGAUGGGCAAUCAUGUCCGUCCGGAACGAUCCUUGGAGAUUUGUACAUCCACAGGCAUGAGAACCCACAUCGACCAAAAAGCAUGGUCGGAUACUGCAACGGGCUCGAAGCUGGCGAUCACAAGGUGCAGGUGCACGUGUCCACAACGCCAGGAUUGCAUCGCAGCGAUUGCUUCACCGGGUGGCACAGUGCUCGCUGGAUCCUCGAAGCCGAGGAGAUCCCGAAGCAAUAUGACAUGGUUCACUACAACAUGCAGCACCAGACGGAUCACAGAGAACACGGUAUCUUGAACAAUUACAAGGUCACAUUCCAAAAGAUCUUCGGCAGCAGUAGUGUUACGUAG